AUGUCCUCCAACAUGUCUUCUCCCCUCAAGUUUACAGACACUGGCUUCGAUAUUGUUGACACCUCUAAAAAAUUUGAAGAGGAGACCCUCCCGGACUAUCACCCUGCAGACUAUUAUCCAGCUCGGAUUGGGCAGGUGUUGGCAGAUAGAUAUCAGAUUGUCGGGAAACUGGGCUAUGGCGUGGCCUCAACUGUCUGGCUUGGCCGUGAUAUUCGCAUAACUGACUCAAGCCCCAGAGAGUCCCGAUAUGUGUCCUUGAAGAUAUCUACUGCUGGGUAUUCAACACAAAAUAAUGAAAUCGACAUCUACAAACAGCUAGAGUCUGCUGCCUUGGAAACCGACCACGUUGGAAAAACUCUCUAUCGGCAAUUAUAUGGCUCCUUUAACAUCACUGCGCCUCAUGGUACCACUCAUACAUGCCUUGUCCAACAGCCUCUUGGCCUGAGUAUGGAUCAAUAUCUUGAUCUCCGCCAGUCCGGGCUUCUAUCAACAGACCUUCUCAAACCUAUGCUACGAAGUCUUUUAAUUGCCUUGGACUUUGUGCACAUAGCAGGUGUUGUUCAUACGGAUAUUCAAAGCAAAAAUAUACUUUUCCCAGUCAAAGAUGAUGCAAUUUUUAGAAAUUUUGAAGAAACUGAAUUGAAAGAGCCAGCACCAAGGAAGAUUCUGAGUGAUAAUCAUAUCAUAUAUAUGACCCGGCGCAUUCCUUUAACCCCAACAGUCCCCAUCUUAACUGAUUUUGGAGAUGCUAGGCUGAUAAGCAAGACCCAGCCAGGGGAGUUCAUCAUGCCUCAUCAUUAUAGAGCACCAGAGGCUAUUCUUAACAUGGAAUGGAAUGACAAAGUUGAUAUUUGGAACAUCGCGGUACUCCUCUGGGACCUUGUGUCACCUGGCCAUCUUUUUCGUGCGCGAAUUGUAGAGGACGGAAUUCAGGAGGCCAUUCGUAUUGCAGAGAUGAUUGCCAUUAUGGGACCCCCGCCGAAAGAGUACCUUGAAAGGAGUGAAGACUGCAAGGUAUUCUGGGAUGAAGAUGGGAAAUGGAAAAACCUCACUCCCAUCCCAGACAUAACACUCGAAAGCCUUGCCAUAGAUAUGCAAGGUGAGGACAAGGAGGGCUUCUUAAGCUUCUUGCGUAAAAUUCUGCGUUGGGUACCUGAGGAACGGCCGACAGCCGGAGAGCUUGUUGGGUCGUCAUCUGCAGAAGGGCAACAACGGAAGUAUCAUAAGGCAUUUAUCCAAUGCAAAGACGAGACGGGAACAAGUUGA
Messenger RNA from Histoplasma capsulatum G186AR, 1266 nucleotides. RefSeq names its product protein kinase. Gene Ontology annotation, molecular function: protein kinase activity; ATP binding. The record is from RefSeq and is a predicted model, not a curated record. Bases 1 to 1266 code for a protein of 421 amino acids. Gene Ontology annotation, biological process: regulation of mRNA processing; spliceosomal complex assembly; protein phosphorylation. The transcript is spliced from 6 exons. NCBI's taxonomy places the organism in Eukaryota, Fungi, Ascomycota, Eurotiomycetes, Onygenales, Ajellomycetaceae.